ACCAAACACAAAAAAAGCAAGUGGAAAAGAAGAAAAAUUAAGCACAUCUAUUACAGGAUUUAUCAGUUACUUUUUGUCUGUCCCAGUCUGUCCGGAAGCAUCAAUAGUUGAAGAAAAGAAGAGAUCAGAGCGAGGGCACACAGCCUGCUCUGCACACUGCCUCAUGGGCACCAGCUGGACCAAGGUGAAACAGCUUAAUUUGAGAAAUGACCUAACAUGAUGACACCUUCUAUAAUCAAUAGACACGUGCUAUUGGAAUGUCCCUAGUAGUCUGCUAUGAUCCCAGCUGCUGCUCUUCACAAAUGUUUUCAAGUGACCAACUUCAUGCUUACACAGAGGCAAGGAUUGCUGGGAAAAGGAACUCUUACACCACGAUGUAACAAAUCCUACUGAAAUUAAGCCAAAGCUGGAGCUGUGUUUUAGUCCAGCAACUGAAAGAUUGUGUUACCUCUGAGCAGGCCUAGGAGUAGCUCAGGAGGCUAGGGGAGCUGAAGUGCUUCCUUGGGUGAGAAUGCUUAGGGCCAAAGGCAAGAGACUUGCCUGAGAAAGGUUUAAUUAGUUAACUUACCUACCCAGGGGCUGCUGCAGUGGAGAACAGCAAGGUUUCAGUGUAGCCAGUGGGUAAUUAGGUACUGAGCUGGGUUUCCAUUUUCUGCUCUCAUACAUAGGAGAAUUCUGGGCCCCACCUCUUUCCUACUUUCUUGUUGCCUUCUGCUGAAGGCUGGCUGGAUGAGAAGCCAUCAUCUACUAGUGAAGGUGCAGCUUUCCUUAACAGCCCUUGGGUGGCUUUAGUUUGUGUUGUGCUGAAAAAGUUACAUCAAAGGUGGACAAGAAGGAAUCAGAGAACAGCACUGAGGAACUUACCGCAGAUACAGGGCAAGCAAAGCCAAGGAGAGGGAUGCUUUGUUUUGGGUGAUUCUAAGAGACCUAGUGAGGAUUACAAAAAGAAGUUUGGACUUUUCAUCCUGCCAGAUGGAGCAUUAGGCUUCUAAUUAAACUGAAGUGGUAUUCUGAGUGGCUGAGAGUGUGCAGCAGCCUAUUCAGAGGCAGAGCACACGGGUGCUGUGCAGCCAGGCAAUUGCUAUCACAUGAGAAAUUGUUGGUGGACAACACAAAGAUCUGAAGGACUUCAUCUUUCAGGACUGCCCGUCCUGACCUCUGAUAUUUGCUAUUAUCAGAACUCAAGAAGCCAUUAAUAAGAGUCACAGACAGUGAACCAGAAUGCUGCGAAAGGGCAGAGAGAACACACCCAAGCAGGGGCUGUGCUGGAGCAGCCACGGGCAGGACUGGGGGGGUCCUGGCCAGUCAGGGCCACUGAGGGUGGCUGAGAUGGGCUGGAGGACGUGUAGCUCCUUUCCCUGACACCAGCAGGAUUGGCCCUCGCUGCUUUCCUCAGAACUUGGGGACGGAAACCACACAUCUCCUUCUGCCACGCCUGGAGCAAGACUGAGGCUGGAGGACGCCGCGGAGCUGCCGCCGCGCUGGCUGUGAGUCAGGACAGGCACAUGAGGCCCAGCGCCCGCCCGGCCGCCAUUGCUGCACACGCCCGGCCCUGGGAUCCCAGCCCACGGCACAGCCCUGCAGAGCGUUCCAACAACUGCACAGAGGAGCACAUAAGAAGAACUACAAACCAGGUACAGGAAUGGAGAACUUGAAUGUCCCCUUCUCAGAUCUCACUGAAGAACAGCAAGACAUUUUCCAGAGGGCUUUUACUGCUGAUGCCAGUUACUUGGAGAAUCAUGAGAAAAUGAACCAGUCCUUUUGGGAAUCACUUGUAAAAAGUUUAGCCACCACUGACCCACCUAUACUGAAUACUGAAGAAAAGAACAAUCUCCUCAACAGCUGCAAUGUCCUGCCUGGGGGCUGUGUAACCUGCCUGAAAGCCAUAAAGAAGAAAGGAGUCAGGGCAAUGGCUGUUCUUUACCUUUUACUGAAGAUGACCAACCCAUCUGGAUACAGGCAGCUGCCCAGCUCCAAGGGAAAGGAUGUAAAACUGAAAAUCUUAAAGCGAUUGGAAAGGAAUCUCAUGCUUUCACAAGAUGAAAAAAACUCUGACAACUCAUCCCAUGAGUCUGUGGAUGAAGAUACACAAGACAGUGAUGUGGACGAUUUAGGAAGUCAGAAGACUGAAGUCCAAUUAGUUGGAGGUUUACCAGCAGAGGUUGGUCUCUACGGAGAUUCAGAGAUUACCAGAAGAGAAGAUUCAAUUUCAGAUGCAUAUGAGAAGAACACUCACCUCCAUCAGUGGGCAGUUCGGUGGAUGGGCAUACGGAAGGAUGAUGAAUUCUUUCAUUUUGUCAUUCUUUGCUUUGCGAUUGGAGCUUUACUAAUCUGCUACUACUACUACAAAGAUUGGACUAUUUCUCUUGGAAGUGGUUUAAUCACCUUUGCUUCUCUGGAAACCACUGGGAUAUACUUUGGUCUAGUGUAUCGAAUUCGAAGCGUACUUCACAGUUUUGUUCCUCUGAUUGACAAACUCAGGAUAAGAGGUGUGAGGAAAGCUGCCUAGGAGGAGUAUUUCAGGAGACAUCCACAAAACCCUGCUGCCUGACUCUACAGUAUUAGAAGAACUGCUCUUGAGGCAAGCAUAAAAACCUGUGGUUAGUGUGAAAUACUGGACUGUUAAACCAUAUAAGGACAUAAUUUCCUCCUCUCAAAAGUAAAACUAAAAUUGCAUUACA
Messenger RNA from Calypte anna (Anna's hummingbird), 2681 nucleotides. It is a transcript of the gene TMEM40, whose product is annotated as transmembrane protein 40. The record is from RefSeq and is a predicted model, not a curated record. Bases 1643 to 2509 code for a protein of 288 amino acids. NCBI's taxonomy places the organism in Eukaryota, Metazoa, Chordata, Aves, Apodiformes, Trochilidae. The transcript has 14 exons.